This is a messenger RNA of Pantherophis guttatus, 13591 nucleotides long. RefSeq lists its product as uncharacterized. The record is from RefSeq and is a predicted model, not a curated record. Gene Ontology annotation, biological process: regulation of transcription by RNA polymerase II. Lineage: Eukaryota; Metazoa; Chordata; Lepidosauria; Squamata; Colubridae. Gene Ontology annotation, molecular function: DNA-binding transcription factor activity, RNA polymerase II-specific; RNA polymerase II cis-regulatory region sequence-specific DNA binding.
UCUUUAAACCAUCGAGUACUGCAUUGCUAGAAAGGCUGGGAGGAGAGGAGAGGCGCAGAGGAACUUCCUCUUCCGGAUGACUGAUGGGAGGAAGUUGGUGUGCAGAGCGGCUUUCGUGCUGUUUCCAUGGUGGAAGCAGCAGCUGGCAGGAAGAAAAAUCCGGUCCGGUUCCAAGCCAGGAGAAAGGAGCUGGAAAUAAAAUGCUUAGUGACACAGAUGCCAGUCCCAACUGCAGUCAACAAAGAAGAUGGCAAUGAGCACUCUGGACAACUGAGGAUAACAAGCAACAUUGAACACCAAAGCAAGUCAGUCCAGAAAUCAAUAUAUCUUCCAUUUCCUUCAGAGAGCCACAGAAUUCUUAAUCUUCCUCAGCAAGUGAGAGGAAAACAAGAGAAAAUCAGGAAGAGAUUCCUAGCUGAGAAAAGCAGAGUGUGAAAUUCAAGCAGACAUUACAUGAAAAGUCAAGGCAGAUUAUUUUUCCAUUGGGCAAAAGAGGGAAAUAUCUGGAAGUUACUGGGGAGGAAAAGGUCAAUUGGAAAACCACGUAGAACAGACAGAGUUGCAGGUCCACUCUAGGGGGAAGAAAACAGCUUGAAUCAAAGCACUGCUAAACAAGGAAUCAUCCAUAUUUUUUACGUCCAAAGGAAUAUGAGUUGUGGAAAAGCUCCAUAGAUGUGGGAAAGAUACAACUUGCAAAUCACAGCUGAUUAUGCCUGAGAGGAUCCCGACUGGAGAAAAGCCAUACAAUACUCUAAAUGUGGCAAAACCACUGAUCAGAACACCUCCAUUGUGGUUCUUGGAAGGACCCACACAGGAGAGAAGCCCUACAAGUGCUCCCAAUGCAACAAAUGCUUUAGGAAGCAUGGCAUCAUGGACUCACACCAAGGAGAAACCGUUUGAAUGUCCUGAUUGUGGAAAAUGUUUCAGUCAGAAUUUCAGCCUAGUUCAACACCAGAGGAUUCAUACAGGAGAGAAACCGUAUGAGUGUCCUGUUUGUGGGAAAAGUUUCCGUCAGAAUUCCAGCCUUGUGACACACCAGAGGAUUCAUACAGGAGAGAAACCCUUUGAGUGUCCUGAUUGUGGGAAAAGCUUCAGUCAGAAUUCCAGUCUGGUGACACACCAGAGGACACACACAGGCGAGAAACCCUUUGAGUGUCCUGAUUGUGGGAAAUGUUUCAGUAACAAUUCCACUCUGGUGAAACACCAGAGGACUCACACAGGAGAGAAACCCUUUGAAUGUCCUGACUGUGGGAAAAGUUUCAGUCAGAAUUUCAGCCUAGUUCAACACCAGAGGAUUCACACAGGAGAGAAACCCUUUGAAUGUCCCGAUUGUGGUAAAAGUUUGAGUACCAUUUUCAGCCUUGUGACACACCAGAGGAUUCACACAGGAGAGAAACUUUUUGAAUGUUCUGACUGUGGGAAAAGUUUCCGUCAGAAUUCCAACCUGGUUCAACACCAGAGGACUCACACAGGAGAGAAACCCUUUAAAUGUCCUGACUGUGGGAAAAGUUUCAGUCAGAAUGCCACACUGGUUCAACACCAAAGGAUUCACACAGGAGAGAAACCUUUUAAAUGUCCUGACUGUGGGAAAUGUUUCCGUCAGAAUUCCAACCUUAUUGGCCACCAGAGGAUUCAUGCAGCAGAGAAACCGUUUGAAUGUCCUGAUUGUGGAAAACGUUUCUGUCAGAAUUCCUAUCUCAUCAGCCACCAAAGAAUUCACACAGCAGAGAAACCAUUUGAAUGUCCUGAUUGUGGAAAAUGUUUCGGUCACAAUUCCAACCUGGUGAAACACCAGAGGACUCACACAGUAGAGAAACCCUUGGAAUGUUCUGAUUGUGGUAAAAGUUUCAGUACGAAUUCCACCCUGUUGAAACACCAGAGGACUCACACAGGAGAGAAACCCUUUGAAUGUCCUGAUUGUGGAAAAUGUUUCCGUCAGAAUUCCUAUCUCAUCAGCCACCAAAGGAUUCAUGCAGGAGAGAAACCGUUUGAAUGUCCUGAUUGUGGAAAAUGUUUUAGUCACAAAACCAACCUGGUGAAACACCAGAGAACUCACACAGGAGAGAAACCCUUUGAAUGUACUGAUUGUGGUAAAAGUUUCAGUACGAAUUCCACCUUGGUGAAACACCAGAGGACUCACACAGGAGAGAAACCUUUUGAAUGUCUUGAUUGUGGGAAAAGUUUCAGUAAGAAUUCCAACCUGCUUCAACACCAGAGGACUCAUACAGGAGAGAAACCGUUUGAAUGUCCUGACUGUGGGAAAAGUUUCAGUCAGAAUUCCAACCUGGUUCAACACCAGAGGAUUCAUACAGGAGAGAAACCGUUUGAAUGUUCUGAUUGUAGUAAAAGUUUCAGUACGAAUUCCACCCUGGUGAAACACCAGAGGAUUCACACAGGAGAGAAACCCUUUGAAUGUCUUCACUGUGGGAAAAGUUUCAGUCAUAAUUCCAGCCUGGUUCAACACCAGAGAACUCACACAGGAGAGAAACCGUUUGAAUGUCCUGACUGUGGGAAAAGUUUCAGUCAGAAUUCCAACCUGGUUCAACACCAGAGGAUUCAUACAGGAGAGAAACCAUUUGAAUGUUCUGACUGUGGUAAAAGUUUCAGUACGAAUUCCACCUUGGUGAAACACCAGAGGACUCACACAGGAGAGAAACCCUUUGAAUGUCUUGACUGUGGGAAAAGUUUCAGUCAUAAUUCCUGCCUGGUUCAACACCACAGGACUCAUACAGGAGAGAAACCGUUUGAAUGUUCUGUUUGUGGUAAAAGUUUCAGUACGAAUUCCACCCUGGUGAAACACCAGAAGACUCACACAGGAGAGAAACCCUUUGAAUGUCCUGACUGUGGGAAAAGUUUCCGUCAGAAUUCCAACCUCAUCGGCCACCAGAGGAUUCAUACAGGAGAGAAACCAUUUGAAUGUUCUGAUUGUGGUAAAAGUGUCAGUACGAAUUCCACCCUGGUGAAACACCAAGGGACUCACACAGGAGGGAAACUAUAUGAGUGUCCAGACUGUGGGAAUGAUCUCAGUACUAAGGUUAACCUUACAAAUCAUGUACUCAUACACAAAGGGGAGAAAUCAUUUUAAUGCCCCGAGUGUGGAUGGUGCUUCAGGAAACUUUCCACCCUUAUUGUACACAGAAAAUCUCCUGAGGCCCCAGUUGAUUAGUGUAAAGAAGGGUUGAAUUUCAUUUCUGGUGUCCCAUUGUAAGUCCAGCUGAGAAAUUGACUAUUUAAUUUGAUUAAAUUAAAUAGAAUUUGCCUGAUUUUUUGUAGGCAAAUAUGUAAUGGUAUUAGAUGGGUCAGAGGAAAGAAAAAGUUGAUACAUAUUACUUUGAUAUUGGUUAUCUUGCCUUCAGCAUAAGAAGUUGCUGGAUAUUUAUUUUUUUGAAAUUGGGCAAUUAUGUAAAAAUCUUUUUGGGAGUGUUCUUUGCAUUUUUAUGAUGAUAGAUGAUAGAAAUGCUAUGUGCCAGGAGUCCCAGCCUUUUUCUCCCUGUGUGCCCCCAAGAUUUUCAGCCUUAGAAUUCUCCAGCCAGCAUCUCUUGGGGAUUGGAGCACUGAGACUAUAGUUAAGAGAUUGUGGUUCUUCAUAUAAGGAAAAAACAAGCGGAGAAGAGACAUGAGGGCUUUUUUCAAUGUUCUUCUUUUUCUACCCUGUUUCCUCCAAAAUAAGACAUCCCAUGAUAAUAAGACCAAUCGUGCUUUUUUAAAAAAUUAUUAUUAUUUUGUCUUUUACAUCAAACAAACAUUAAAUCUAUAGCGGUCUACAUCACAGCGCGAGAAGGAAGUAAAAUUGUCCCAUUACAUAUAUAGGAUAGCCAAGAAAAGUCUAUUACGUAUACCAAGUGACAUGUUUAUCAGAUACAUCAGUUUGCAGCUCGGUUUGACAUCCAAUUGUACCAUUGACUCCAAGAUAUAUAAUAGUUUGUGUCCCCUCAUCCUUUCAGUAUCAUAGUAAGCCGAUCUGAUUCCGCACAGUUCAUUAUUUUCUGAAUUACUACUUGUUUGGGUGGGCUGACAUCCAUCUUCCUGUAUUGGGCCCAUGCCAAUCUUGCAGCUGUUGUUAUAUGUAGCAACAGGUACCAUGUCAUUUUGUUUACAUUUUUGGGUCUUAUCCCUAAUAAAAAUACCUCAGGACGCAGUUGUAUAUGCUGCCCCAACAUCUCAUUAAGCCAUUUCUGAAUAUUCUUCCAAAAUUUCAUUGCCUCUCGACAGGUCCACCAUUGGUGGAAGUAUGUGCCCUCUUUAACACCACAUUUCCAACAGACUGAGGGUGUUCCAGGGAACAUUUUGGCGAGUCUGGCCGGCAGUAAAUGCCAUCGAUAUGCCAUUUUAUAUAUGUUUUCUUUAUAUGCUAUUGACCGGGUUAGUUUAAUAUUCUUAGUCCAGAUUUCGUUCCACCUCUCAGGCUCUAUUGAAUGACCCAGAUUUUUCUCCCAGGCAUGAACCGAAGUCUUCGCACCUUCCUCAGCUACCUCCAUAGCCAUAAAGAAUUUAUAGCACUUAGUUAACACCUUUUCAUCCACCCCCAGUAAAAUCCUAUCCAAAGUCUGCACCUCUCGGCUAAUCCCGAGUCUCUGUCUAUCUCUCAUAUACUUACUACUAAUUUGCAUGUAUAUCCACCAGUCUAAGUUCACUCCUUGUUCCUGAAGUGACAAUUUUGUUUUUAACUUCCCAUUUGAAUCUAAUAUUUCUUUAUAAGUCAAUUUUUUCUCUGUACAAAAUUGGAUAGAUCACAGCUUCCACAGGUGAGAUCCAGAGUGGUACCUUAUUAUAAUAUGUUUUCCUAAUUUCCAUCCAACUCUCAAUCAGAGCUCCUCACACGUGAUGUUUAGUAAAGUAUGCUGGGGGUUUACCUCUUUCCCACCAUAGGUGGGCAUGCCACACCUGUUGGAGAUCGUGGCCUUCAAUUGCUAACAAACGUUUCCCUUGUAGUGUAAUCCAUUCAUGAACCCAAACCAAAACCGCCGAAUUGUAAUAAAACUUCCAAUUUUGGUACCCCAAACCCGCCUUGUUCUUUCGGGUUCUGCAUCAUUUUCAACUUAAUUCGAGGCUUCUUGCCCUGCCAAAUGAAUCUAUUAGUAGCCCUGUCCAGAUUCCUAAAAAAGGUUUUAUCCAAUCUAACUGGGGCCGUUUGAAAAAGAAAUACCAUUCUAGGCACUACCUGGGUCUUGAUUAAGGCUAUCUGUCCCAUUAAUGACAGUUGUAGCCUGCCCCAUUUCUCCAAAUCUUUGUCUAAUUGCUCAAUUAAUUUUAAAUAGUUAUCCGCCUUUAUUGAGGAGCAUCUAUCAGACAACCAAAUCCCUAAAUAUUUGACUUUACGAACUACCUGGAGGCCCAAAGUGUUUUGUAGUUCUAAUUUCUGUAUUUCCGUCAUGUUUUUAACUAUAAUAUUCGUUUUCUUUCUAUUUAUUUGUAAUCUAGCUACUUCACCGAAUUUCUGUAUCUUGUCAAUAAGCUGCAAACCGGAGGUUAGUGGCUCUUCCAGAACAAAGACCAGGUCGUCCGCAAACACCUGGACCUUGUAUUCUUGUUCUCUGAUCUUUAGCCCUCUUAUGCCCACAUCCUGUCUUAUUGACCUAAGCAAAGGUUCUAAAGUAAAUAUAAACAGCAAUGGAGAAAGUGGGCAACCUUGUCUCGUUCCCUUCGCUUUCGUCACCUCAUCCGACUCUUCUCCAUUGACCAGAAUCUUGGCCUUCUGUUGACUAUAAAUUGCCUGGAUUGCAUUCAUGAAAUAGUCGCCAGCCUCCAUAUAUCUCAAUUGUGCUAUAAGAUAAUUCCAAUUGACCCUGUCGAAGGCUUUCUGGGCGUCCAGAAAGAGGAAUGCCGCCUGCUUUUCAGGGCGGGCCUCGUAGUAUUCCAGGGCAUCUAUUAUGAUUCGUACAUUAUCUUUCAACUGUCUGGUAGGUAGAAAACCAUUUUGAUCUAUAUGAAUGAAUUCGCUAAGAUAUCUCUUAAAUCUAGCUGCCAUUACAGUUGCAAAAAUUUUAUAGUCGGCGUUGAAAAGUGAGAUGGGCCUAUAGUUAUGUAUCAGAGUAUGGUCCACCCCUUCCUUUGGUAUUAGAGAAAUAUAGGCUUCUAGCCAUGACAUGGGAGCCUUAGACUCCAUAAACACCAUAUUAAAUAUUUCCUUCAUAUAUUUUAUAAGCAGAUCUGUAAAGGUUUUAUAAAUCUCAGCAGGCAAGCCAUCAGUACCAGGAGUUUUACCGGCCUUCUGCCUCUUGAUUGCAAUCGCUAUCUCUCCUUCCGUAGUCUCCUUAUUCAACAGGUCCUUGACUGAAUCUGGGAAUUUGGGAAGAUCGGAAUGUUCCAAAUAUUCCUUAAUUUUCUCAUCCGACACCUGCUCAUUAGCAUAAAGUUGUGAAAAGAAUUCCUGUGCAAUCCUUUUUUUCCGUUCAUUAUCUACCCAUAUGAUUCCUGUCUUAUCCUGUAGUUGAUCUAUCCGCCUACUUUCCCUUUCCUUCUUUAGUUUAUAAGUAAGCUACCGGACCGCCCUAUUACCAUGCUCAAAAUGAUGCUGUUUGACCAUUCUAAGUUUAUGUGCUAUUUCCUCCUGGUCUAGUAAUAUGAGUUGAUGUUUACUUGCGUCUACUGCUUCCUUAGCUUUGACAUCUAGUGGGUUAAUCUGUAAAUUCCUCUCUGCAGCCCACACCUUCACUAUCCACCUUUCCCUCUCCUUAAGUUUCUGUCUUUGCUUCCCCGCUAUAUACUUAAUCGCUAGCCCUCUCAUAUAGGCUUUCGCCAUAUCCCACAAAAUCUGUAUCGAGGUUUCAUUAUUAUCAUUGACCCCAAAAAAGGCUUCCAUUUCUCUCUUUACCAUUUGUUGAAAUUCUAUCUCCGUUAAAAUACUUGUUCUCAACAUCCACCUCAUAUUUCUUUUAAUUGUAUCCCUUUUCCACCUAACCAAUAGUGGACUAUGGUCUGCCCAGGUAUUAGGUUCUAUAUUUGUUGCUACAGUUUGACCGUAAGACCCAACUCAUACUCAUAUCUGCACAUACUUUCGGAAGUAUUCUCCUAUUUUCUCUCUUUUGACUGUUCCCCAGUAUAUAGUCCAAAUCCCUGUUAAUUACUGCAUUAAAAUCGCCUAAUAUAGAUAUAUGGUCAUAUUGCAGAUCAACAAGUUUUUGAUACACUUUUUGAUAGAAAUCAGACUGUCCGUUAUUUGGAGCAUAUAUUCCCACCAAGAGGACCUGUAGCUGGCCUAUAUGUAUCUCCAACAUUAGAAUUGUUCCCUCAUCAUCCAUAUAAACUAAUUUAGGUUCCAGGUAAUUCCUAACAUAGAAGACCACACCUCUUUGCUUCUCAUUGGCUAACGUAGCAUACAGUUACCAAAUUCAGGACAUUGCAAAACACAUUCACAUUGUUUUUUAAUAUGCAUUUCCUGAAGACAUAUAACAUCCAUUUUCAAUUUUAGUAAAUUCUUGAAAACCUGCUUCCUCUUCACCUGUGCAUUCAAACCAUUUAUAUUUAAUGAGAACAAACAUAUUUCUUCCCCCAUCUUUACCUAUCUGCAUUCUUUGCCUUAGUGGUCUGUCUGGUUACCCGUUGGUUGCUCUCCCCUUCUCCUUCCCUUACUCCUACCGCUCCCUUCUCCUCCUGCCCUCCUUCCUGACCCUUACUAUCUACCUCAUAUUCACUUUCCCUUCCUCCUUCCCUUUCCGAAGUUGUAAAUUCACUCUCAAGAAAUUCAUCAGGGGUUUCAAGACAUACUCUCUUCCCCUGCCACGACACCAAAAGCCCAUCUGGAAGUAACCACUUAUAUCUCACAUCAUAUUUUCAUAAUCGUGUUGUCAGAGCUUGGUAAUUUCAUCUUCGGUUUCGCACUUUCUUUAGUACCUGUCUCAAAACGGUGACCUGUUUACCAGUGUAUUUUAUCACCUGGCCCUUCGAUCUCUGAUAUACUUCCUCUCGUAACAAUCUCUUAUUGAAUUUUACAUGAACUUCCCUCGGGAGGUUCUGUCUCCUUGUAAAUGAUGUAAAAACCUGGAAACACUCGUUAAUACCACUGUGCACCACUUGCGGGUCUUUCUGCAGCAUCCCUGCCACCAUCUCAACCAUCUUGUCUUCCAAAUUUUCUUCUGACUCCUCCCUAACAUUUUGAAAUCUCAGGAUGUGGGCAGACUUCUCCAUCUCAAGCAGAACUAUAUUGUCUUCAAGCUGCUUAUUAACCAAUAGCUGUCGCAACUCACACCUCUCUAUUACCGCCUCAACCUUCUCCACCUUUGUAGCUACCUCCUGAAUCUGGUCCUCGUGUUUUUCCAUUGUCACACACACAUCAUUCAAUCUCUCAGAGUUUUGUUUCAUUUCCCCUCGCAUGCCUCCCAUCUCCUGUUUCAGUUUAGCCAGAUCCUUCACUGUGGCCUCCUGGUUUUUUGUCAUUGCUUCCUGUAUAGAAUGUAGUAAAUUCUGAAUUCUUUGGAGCGUAGGGGUCUUCUCGGCCACAGAUUUAUGUGGAGUAGGAGGGGUCAUAAUUGGAGCCGUAGAUGCUGUUGAUGUCGGGAGCUUCUUUCCGGUCUUAGUUGAGGAGCUAGACAUUUCUGUUAAGCAGAGGAACCUCCUCCAGGGUAGCAUAUAACUAAGAUGAGCCCAAAGGUACUAGUUAUUGCUCUACACUAUCCCAAUAAUUAAUCAAUAUUUUAAUCUAUUAACGAGUUACUUUGCUAUUUAAUCAAUUGUCUAAUAUUAAACAAGCAGUAGCAUGAAGGAAUGAACAGUAUAAAGACCAAAUGUCUGUCCAGCAAAAGUAAUAAGAGGGAGCAAAGCUACUCGUAACAAGGGAAUUUGAAAGAGAAAGUACUGUUCGGCUAAAAUAUUACAGUUCUCCUGUCUUGCAGACGCUCCUCCCUGGUCUUCCUGUACUCAAGUACAACUAUCCAUAACAAUCUCGUUAAAAUGCCUUGGGCACCACCAAAUCCACCUCCAAGUCAGGGGAAGGUCGAUAGGAGUAGCUCUUCCAGCACUUACCAGCUAAUUAGGGGGUAGAGGUCUGAAAAAGUUCCAAAUACACUCAAGAUUAAAGGAAAGCAGCGCCCAUCCGAUCCGCCAGGCAACUCGGCACCCAGUCUCUGAUUUUCCACUACCGCCUCCAAGUUACUCUUGAAAAUCAUUGUGCUGCUUCCAGCCAAAAAAAAUAAGCCUUGCGCCCCCCAAAUUCCUUCAGUGUCAAUCCUGAGGGGAGAGUCUCUUCCUUUCUCGCAAUCCAGUUUAUUUAUUUCACCGCCAAUACCACUUCCACUCCAUUCCCGCAAAAGCGCUUUGUCAUGGCGAUGGGGCCUCUGUCCUCUCUACAGGGCCCUCUUCUCACCGGAGAUCAGGAUCAUCCUUCACUUUGUCGGGGGUUCACACUACUCCCGGCUAGUCCGGACUUUCAUCCUUCUUUGCCGAUCGCUCCACGAUCGGCAACGACUCAUUUAGCCACUUGGCAAAGAGAAAUAAAAGUUUCGUGGCUCAGGAGAACUUUCCCUACCACUCUACUUACCUAUGACGUCAUGCCAGAAGUCCAAGCCCAAUCGUGCUUUUGAGUGCAUGGUAAUAAGGCCAAGCACUUAUUUCAGGAUUCAAAAAAAUAUAAGACAGGGUCUCAUUUUUGGGAAAACACUAUAACAGUUCCAGAAAUUCAGUGCACCAAGCAUGUCUGUUCAGAUUGUGUCAAGAAUGAGGCACACAAGUGGAAGAAACCAUAUGAAUAGCAAAUAUAUUGGGAAAGUUUAGAGCAGUGAUAAAAGCAGUGUAAAAUUUCAGAUGUACAGAAAAAAGUGACUGAUGACUGUUUUUCCCAUGACCAUUGCAGCAUCCCCAUGGUCACAUGAUCAAAAUUCAGAUGCUUGGCAAAACACCCAUAAUUAUGAUGAUUGCAGUGUCCCGGACUCAUGUGAUCCUCUUUUCUCACCUUCUGACCAACAAAGUCAACAGGGAAGCCAGAUUCACUUAACAACUGUGUGACUAAUUUAACAACUGCAGUGAUUCACUUUUUUUUUUUUAUUUGAUUUAUAUGCCGCCCUUCUCCGGAGAGUCAGGGUGGCUUACAAUGUGCUCAGCAAUAGCCUUCAUCCUUUUGUAUAUUUAUACAAAGUCAGCUUAUUGCCCCCACAACUGGGUCCUCAAUUUACCUUCCUUAGAAAGGAUGGAAGGCUGAGUCAACCUUGAGCCUUGGCGAGAUUCGAACCUGCAGUAAUUGCAGGCAGCUGGUCUUAAUAACCAGCUUAAUAACAGGGUGCCUUAGACCACUGUACUACCAAGGCACUUAACAACUGUGGCAAGAAAAGUUGUAAAAUGGGGCAAAACUCACUUAACAAAUGUCUCACUUAGCAACAGUGAAAUUUUGCGCUGAAUUGCAGUUGAGGACUACUUUUAUUUACAUAAAGUAUCAGAGUUGGAAGCGACCUACUGAUCAAGACAGGAGACCCUAUUCCAUUUCAGACAAGAGACUGUCCAGUCUCUUCUUAAAAGCCUCCAACCGAAACCCUGUCCUUUAAUGCUGCUGAAGUUCUUGGGAUCAUUUCAUCAAUUAACAUCCUCCCCUUGCUUUAAAGUUAGAUCAAAAAGUGUGAGUGUAUUGUAUGGAGUAAUCACGACAGACACACCCCUCCACCCAAAGAAUGAAAUAUUUGGGGGGAUAUUAAGAGGCAGAAUAUUAUAUUUCCCCAAAGGAGAAAUGGAGAAAAAAUACUAGCAAAGGCAGAAAGCAGCCACAACAGUUUCCAGCAGAUGCCUGAAGUUUUUAGAGAUGGAUAUUUUGUGUCCAUUAAGAAAUCUAGGCCAGCCCAUUCACAAACAAAACACCUAGAAUGCCAAUUGAUGGGAUUAAUUACAAAUUAAAAUUUGCAUUUCCCCAUCCAAAAUCUAAGGACAGGACAUAACUUUUUACUACAGGGGUCUUCAAAGUACAGCCUGUGGGGUGCAUAUGGCCUGCUGAAGCAAUGUAUUGGGCCCACGCAGUGGUGGGAUUCAGCCCUGCCCCUCGCCCCACCCCUACCAGCCAUUUCUUGCAUGGCUGGCUGUGCCACCUGCAUGGCCCCUCCUCUAGCCGUCACCCUUAUCUUCCAAUGCACAGGAGUAUGCUCACCGCAAAGGUAAGGGGGUUUUUCACAAUGGGGGAAACAGGGUCUCCUCCUCCUGGAGCCCAUUAUGACGUGGAGCCACAGUAUGACCCUGACCCACUCUCCCCUGACAACACUAGCAUUGGCGUCAGCUUGUUUUCGCCUCCCAGAUGUCAGUCACUUUUCCUGCAGAUACUGCAGGCUGCCUGUCUUGUGAUGCCCUGCCUCCCCGCCAGCCAGGUGGUCUUUGGGUCUCUGCCGACCAGUUGAUCAUUGUAUGGCUCAUCAGCCUCUGGAUGUCAGAUUCCCACCAUCUAGCACCAGUUCAGGGGUUCCUUCCUCUGCCUCCGGACAGCGAGAGAGAGAGACAGAGACUGAGGAAGGGAAGGAAGGAUGAUAGGAAGGAAGACAGAUUCAGGGGUUGUGGUAAAAACUGUAGUUCAGUAAUAAGGAUGUGAUGGCCCUCCAGUGGCUACUGCACUAGACUCCCAUCAUUCCUGACUAUUAGUUGUGUUGUUUAAAAAAUCCAGUGCCACCAGGGAGAAGUCAGGUUGUGAGUGAUUGAAAUUCCUCACAUCUGCAAAUUUGAUGAGUUCCCCAUCUAUCCCCUCCUCAUUGAUGAAGAUGUUGAAGAGUACUGGGCCUAAAACAGAGCCUUGGGGUACUCCACUACAUACUUCCCUCCAUGUAGAUGCAGUUCCAUUGAGGACUAUACGUUGAAUGCGGUUGGUCAGCCAGUUACGAAUCCAUCUGGUGCUGAUGCUGUCCAACCCACACUUUUCUACUUUAUCUAGUAGUAGGUUAUGGUCUACUUUAUCAUAAAAUAAAAUACCUAGGCAUUUGGAUAACGGCAAGAUACUCGGCCCUAAAAGAAGAUAAUUACAAGUCCUUAAUUAAUAAAGUUAAACAAGACUUGGAAAGGUGGGGGAAAUCACAACUAUCACUCUUAGGCAGGAUAGCCUCAAUAAAGAUGAGCGUCCUGCCUAAACUAUUAUAUCUGUUCCAAACCAUCCUAGUCUACCUAGAUAAAAAAUUCUUCUUAGAAUUGAAUAGCAUCACCAGGAAAUUCAUUUGGGGAGGGAAAAAACCAAGGAUUGCCUUACAAACAUUACAGGAUAAAAGGAAUAGGGGCGGCUUUAGACUCCCAGCAUGGGAAAUGUAUCACAAAGCAGCAAACUUGGUAUGGUUAAGGGAAUGGGCCACCUUAGAUAAUAAAAGAAUCCUGACACUAGAAGGACAUGAUCUGCAGAGAGGCUGGCACACCCAUCUCUGGGAUAAAAGCCAAAGGACAAGGACAUAUUUCCACAGGUAUAAAACAAGAGAUGCACCAAUGCAGACCUGGAAAGAAAUUAGACAAGUGCAUUACACGAAGGUCCCGAAAUGGAUAUCCAUAAUGGAGGCUAUAAUAUAUCCCAAUAUGUUAGGUAUGAAAAAAUGUUCAGAUAUGAAGAUAUCCUUGAUAGUGGCGGGAAUCUUAAAACCAAUGAAGCCUUGAAAGAGCAAGGUAUUCAUAUUGAUUGGUGGCCUUAUUUACUAAUUAAGUAGAGAUACCAGAAAGAUAAGAAGGAAUUUGGCACAGAACUAGGAACUAAUGGAUUAGAUAAGAUUUGGAUGGGUACAGAAAACUACUAGCCAAAUUAUACACGUAUUUGCUCGAAUACCAAAGGGAAGAGGAGGUAGUCAAAAAACAGAUGAUUGCAUGGGAAAAAAAACAUUGGACGUAGUAUAAAUUUAGACGACUGGGAAACAAUCUGGAAUUGCAAUCUUAAAUUGACAAGAGUGGUAGCAUAUAAAGAGAACCAGUAUAAGAUGAUAUAUAGAUGGCAUUUAGGCCCCACUAGAAUAGCGAAAAUCUAUCCAAACGUGAAUCCAAAGUGUUGGAAACGUGGCCAUUAUCAAGGCUCCUUCUACCACAUGUGGUGGUCGUGCCCCGAAGCGACGAAAUACUGGAAAAAGAUACAAAGAUGGACCCAAGAAAUAAUAGAAGAAACAGUUGAUUUGGAACCAGAAACUUUUCUCAUGGGAAUACCAAAAAGGACCUACGGAAGGAAAAGAAAUAUCUAAUCACACACAUUAUCACAUCUGCUAGAAUAAUGUAUGCAAAGCACUGGAAAGAGAAAGGGCAGCCACCGGAGGAGCAUAUAAUUGGAAAAAUAUUAGAGUGCGCAAAGAUGUGUAAAUUAACUCAUGAAAUAAAUGAGAAAGAGAACUCAGAAUUUUACACGGUGUGGGAAAUGUGGUAUAAGUGAUUGGAAGGUAAACACAAAAAGUAAAAGGAGAGAGAGUGUGAAUAGUAAAUCAAUUAUGUAAUCUAAGAGACAACAUGUAUAUAAAUUUGUGUAAAUGUAAAAACCGCAGCCUGAACGAAAACUGUUGAAUUGUAUAACUAUGUAACUUAAUAAAAAUUAAAAGAAAGAAGUUGGAACAAGGAGGCAUAGAUUGAAAAAAAAGGCAAUAUAUGUAAUAUAGUAUGUAAGUGUAAGCGUCUAUAAGAGAUUAAGUAUGUGUAACUAAGUAAGUAAAUUAGUAAGUAGUAAUGUAUAUUGAAUACAUAA